GGGUUAGCAUCAGUCUUCCUCUCUUUCGAGUAUCCCACCACCCACUCGUCUAUUUCAACCACCCACUCUUCGAAUCAUCACCAUGUCCGACACCGGCCGCCAGAGCUUCACCGACAAGGUCGGCGCUGCCGUGAAGCCCGACUCUGAGAAGUCGACCACCGAGCACUUCGGUGACAAGAUCAAGGGCAAGUCCGACUCUGCCGCCUCGUCCGCGCAGCCCCAGAGCGAGAAGUCGUACGGCCAGAAGAUCGGCGACACCUUCUCCAGCAACUCCAACGAGAAUGAGCCCUCGAUGACGCAGAAGGCCAAGAACGCUGUUGGCCUUGGCAACAACUGAGCGGAGCGUCUCACCUCUAUGUAAUCGUCAUUGUAUCAAUAGUCUUCUGGAGGACUCGAGGAGCAGUGUAAUGAUGUAACGAUAUCAGUAGACACAAGAAACUGG
This is a messenger RNA of Rhodofomes roseus, 442 nucleotides long. RefSeq names its product heat shock protein 9/12-domain-containing protein. The coding region runs from base 83 to 337 and encodes 84 amino acids. The transcript has 4 exons. Lineage: Eukaryota; Fungi; Basidiomycota; Agaricomycetes; Polyporales; Fomitopsidaceae. The record is from RefSeq and is a predicted model, not a curated record.